CAAUUUUCAAUUACACACACCAUCUUCCUCUUCUUCCAAGAACCUUCUCUCUCUCUCUCUUCAAAAAAAAAAAAAAAAAACACAAAAAAAAGUCUCCUCUCCUCUCCUCUCCUCUCCUCUUUUCAUUUCACAACAAACUUUGUUAUUCUUGGUCUUAUUGUUCUCCUCUCCAAAGAACAACUCAUCCUUGUUGUUCCUCCCUUCCCCCUUUCCUCUAUAAUCCUAUUAUUAGCUCAACCCACCUCUCUCUCUCUCUCUCGAUUCGAUUAAUCCUUUUACCAAAAACCAAAACCAAAAUUGUCGAUUGAUCAAAAAAUAUGAGGCCACAACAACCCCCACAACCCCAAUCCCAAGUGGGUCCCACAUCAAAACAAGGCUUCCGCUCACGCCGCCGCCCAGAUCUAACCCUCCCUCUCCCACUACGGGACCCAGCUCUAGCCGUCCCCCUCCCUCUUCCCCCAACCUCGCUCCCCUCCUCCUCCUCCUCCAGCUCCUCCGCCAACUCCAACUCCAACUCCACCGCCACGUCAUCCAGCGAAGAAACCUCGAAUCACAGAAACAGAAACGCUCUAUGCUUCCACUACUCCCAGCUCGAGCGAGCCAAUCGAAUCGGGAGCGGCACCGGAGGGACCGUGUACCGAGUGAUCCACAAGCCCACAGGCAGAGUCUUCGCCCUCAAGGUCAUAUACGGGAACCACGACGACUCGGUCCGCCGCCAGAUCUGCACCGAAAUCGAGAUCCUCCGCGACGUGGACAACCCAAACGUGGUCAAAUGCCACGACAUGUUCGACCACAACGGCGAAAUCCAGGUCCUGCUGGAGUACAUGGAUCGGGGAUCGCUGGAAGGUGUGCACAUCGCGAACGAGCGCCAGCUCUCCGAUCUAGCCCGCCAGAUCCUCGCCGGACUCGCAUACUUGCACCGGCGGCACAUCGUCCACCGCGACAUCAAGCCGUCGAACCUCUUGCUCAACGCGAGGAACCAGGUCAAGAUCGCCGACUUCGGGGUCUCGAGAAUCCUGGCGCAGACCAUGGACCCGUGUAACUCCUCGGUGGGCACCAUCGCCUACAUGAGUCCCGAGAGGAUCAACACCGAUUUGAACGAUGGGCAGUACAAUGCGUACGCUGGGGAUAUAUGGAGUUUCGGGGUUAGCAUUCUCGAGUUCUACAUGGGUCGGUUCCCGUUCGCGGUUUCGAGGCAAGGGGAUUGGGCGAGCUUGAUGUGCGCCAUUUGUAUGUCGCAGCCGCCGGAGGCGCCGGCCACUGCGUCGAGGGAGUUCAGGGACUUUAUCUCCUGUUGUUUGCAGAGAGAGCCGAGGGGAAGGUGGACGGCUGCGAAGUUGUUAAGGCACCCAUUCAUUGUGCAACACAAUGUUCAGGUGAACAAUCAGGUGAAUCAGAAUCUUCAUCAACUUUUACCUCCUCCACGCCCGCUUAAUUCUCAGUAGUAGUUGUAGUAGUUGUAGUUGUAAGAAAAAUGAAAAAAAAAAAGGUCUUAAAUUUUUGUUUUUUUUUUUUUUUUCCCAUUUUGUUUGAUUCAAGAAUGGUUAAAAGAUUUGAUGUAAUUUUGAUAAUGAUGGGAUGGGGUUUGAUUUUUAGUGGGAGGGAAGGUUAAAGAAUUUGAGAUGAGAAAUUGGGCUGGUUAUGUCUCUGUAGUUUCAAUCAAUCUCAGUCUCUUCAGUCUUUUUAAGUCA
Molecule: messenger RNA, 1691 nt
Organism: Quercus robur (English oak)
Lineage: Eukaryota; Viridiplantae; Streptophyta; Magnoliopsida; Fagales; Fagaceae
Product: mitogen-activated protein kinase kinase 5
Exons: 1
Coding region: 318-1445 (375 amino acids)
Biological process (GO): protein phosphorylation
Cellular component (GO): cytoplasm
Molecular function (GO): ATP binding; protein serine/threonine kinase activity
Source: RefSeq, a predicted model, not a curated record